AGCGCUCAAACGUCGGCUGGAAUCACACCGGGGCCUGCGCACAAGACAUUCAGUUUUCACCUUCUUGCAAAAACAGGAGAAUCAAACAUGGUUCAGUGGUCAAGCAGCGAGCGAAGUACCAUCAGCGCCCUCUGGGGAAAAAUUAAUGUCGCUGAAAUCGGACCCCAGGCUCUGGCGAGAGUUCUGAUCGUGUACCCUUGGACUCAGCGCUACUUUGGGAAAUUCGGGGACCUGUCCAGCGUCGCGGCGAUCGUGGGUAACGCCAAUGUAGCGAAACACGGCAGGACCGUUCUGCAGGCCCUGGGUCAAGCUGUAAACAACAUGGACAACAUCAAGGGCACCUACGCCAAGCUCAGCCAGAAGCACUCCGAGGAACUGAACGUGGACCCCGAUAACUUCAGGCUGUUGGGCGACUGUCUGACCGUUGUUCUAGCGACAAAGUUCGGCGCUGAAUUCCCCCCAGAAGUCCAGGCUGUGUGGCAGAAGUUCGUGGCUGUCGUGGUCAGCGCCCUUUCGAGGCAGUACUUUUAAUACCAAUAUGUGCACAAUGUUUCUGACAAUCUAUUCCUGAAUUAUUGAAUACAACAAUCAUAAUAAAGUCGCUGAUUUCACCUUA
Messenger RNA from Conger conger (European conger), 616 nucleotides. RefSeq names its product hemoglobin cathodic subunit beta. The record is from RefSeq and is a predicted model, not a curated record. Gene Ontology annotation, cellular component: hemoglobin complex; haptoglobin-hemoglobin complex; blood microparticle. The transcript has 3 exons. Bases 88 to 531 code for a protein of 147 amino acids. Gene Ontology annotation, biological process: oxygen transport; hydrogen peroxide catabolic process. Gene Ontology annotation, molecular function: peroxidase activity; oxygen carrier activity; haptoglobin binding. Lineage: Eukaryota; Metazoa; Chordata; Actinopteri; Anguilliformes; Congridae.